GAGUACGAUAAUAUUCAGUAGGUAUGGUAGGAUAAUAGGUAUCCAAUACCUAUUUACUAUCAGGAGUGUCAUUAAUAACAUGAAGUAGUUGCGGUUGAGAAUUUGAGAUAAAAGAAAAAGUAUUCUAAUUCCAAACACUAGUGAAAAUUGUAUUGUCAAGAAGUCUGGUUUAUUUGAUAAGUUUAGUGUUUUAAAUCGAAUUAUAUUAUUGUUAUUUUUUAAGUUUAUUUUCUUUGCUUAAAAAUAUGAAUGUAUAGCAAAAAUGAUUCUCUGAGAUGUCUACCAAACCGCGAUUCGUCAUGAAUCACCUAAAAAUUUUUGUCUCAGUUUUAGUGAUACAUUUGUGUUUCGUACAAUGCGACGAACAUAAUCAUGUGGUAAGAACAAUAAUUAUUUUAAUUUAUAAUAACUUUUUGUUUUGGAUAAUUUGACUAUAAAUUGUGUCUUGUAAAAUUUAACUUAAUGAUAAAAAAAAAAUUGCUGAUGUGGCUAAUUAUGAAGUACUAAGAUAUCAGUAUAUUUUAUAUUUUCAAAUUCAUACGUUUGUGUAUAGGAUUUAUUCUAUAACAAUAUUUCUUAGUAUUUUAUAUUUAUAAUAACCAAUUCUAUUACCUAUAUUAUAAAUAGGCCAAUGAAUGAUAAUUGACAUAUAAUACAUACUUUUAUUUUUUAUCUAUAUGUUAUUAUUUGUUAUGUUUAGUAUAAAGACAACGAAGAAGUGGUAUUGUGGAUGAAUACUGUUGGUCCAUAUCAUAAUCGACAAGAAACAUAUACUUAUUUUAGUUUACCAUUUUGUGCUGGUAUAAAAGAUUCAAUUAGCCAUUAUCAUGAAACACUCGGUGAAGCUUUACAAGGAGUUGAACUUGUAUACAGUGGUUUGGAUAUGCACUUUAAAGGUACUUAUAAGUGUAGUUAUCUAAUCAUAAUUACUUAAAUGGUUUGUAGAUUAAGUAAUACUUUGUUCAUUACUAUUUUUAUUUAGAUGACAUUUCUAAAAUUGCUUUCUGUCAAGUAAAUUUGAAUGAUGACAAAUUAAAAGCAUUUGUGUAUGCUGUACGUAAUCAUUACUGGUAUCAAAUGUAUAUUGAUGAUCUUCCUAUUUGGGGUGAACAUUUUUAUUAUACCUAACUGAUUUGUUUUUUUAUUUAUAAUUAUGGUUGAAUUUUAGGUAUUGUUGGGGAAAUUGAUGAAACCAAUAACAAAUAUUAUAUUUGGACACAUAAAAAAUUUGAUAUUGGUUACAAUGACCACCAUAUUGUUGAUGUAAAUUUGACUUCCGAAACAAAAGUUGAACUUAAAGUUAACACUAAUAUUGAAUUCACAUAUGAAAUCAACUGGAAACCUUCUUCUAUUACUUACAAAGAUCGUUUCAAUAAAUAUUUGGAUCCUAAAUUCUUCCAACAUAGAGUAAAUUUAUUAAUUAUAUUCAUUUUUUGGUAAUUUAUAUAAGUGUAUUUAUUAAUUAUUUUAGAUUCAUUGGUUCAGUAUUUUCAACAGUUUUAUGAUGGUUAUAUUUUUAGUUGGAUUAGUAUCUAUGAUUUUGUUGCGUACUGUACGUAAGGAUUAUGCUCGUUAUAGUCAAGAUGAAGAAGUUGAUGCUAUGGUAUACAAUUUGUUUUAUUUAAUUAAACACUUUCAAAUAUUGUAACUAAUAUUAAAUAAUAGGAAAAAGAUUUGGGUGAUGAAUAUGGCUGGAAACAAGUUCAUGGCGAUGUUUUCCGUCCAGCAUCUUAUCCAAUGUUAUUCUCUGCCAUAAUUGGAUGUGGGCACCACAUUACUCUAGUUACUCUUGUAGUCAUAAAUAUUACAAUAAUUGGAGAUUUGUACACUGAGUAAAUAAUUUAGUAAUAUUUUGUAUUUAAAUUUGGUUAAAAAUAUUUUUUAAUUUAUAGACGAGGAUCAUUAUUAGGCACAUCAAUAUUUGUAUAUGCAGUUACUUCUCCUGUUAAUGGUUAUUUCGGUGGAGCUUUAUAUGCGAAAAUGGGUGGACGUAUUUGGAUUAGACAAAUGUUAUUAUCUGCAUUUUUAUUACCAUCAAUGGUGUGUGGUAUGGCCUUCCUUAUUAAUUUUAUUGCAAUCUACUAUCACGCUUCUCGUGCUAUUCCAUUUGGUUCUAUGGUGAGUAAUGAUUUUUGUAGAUUAUAUAUCAUUUUUCUAAUAACUACAUUUUAGAUUGCUGUGGCAUGUAUAUGUGUUUUUGUGAUAUUACCUCUUACAUUGGUCGGAACUUUACUUGGUCGCAAUUUAUCUGGUCAACCAGAUUAUCCUUGCCGAGUAAAUGCUGUGCCAAGACCUAUUCCAGAAAAAAAGUGGUUUAUGGAACCUUUAAUAAUCACAAUGCUUGGUGGAAUAUUGCCUUUUGGGUCAAUAUUUAUUGAGAUGUAUGUUAAAAUACAGUAUAAAAUAUUUAUUGAUAAAAAACUAACUAUGGUAUAUCUAAUUUUAGGUAUUUUAUAUUUACUUCUUUUUGGGCUUAUAAAAUUUACUAUGUUUAUGGAUUUAUGCUGCUAGUUGUUUUGAUUCUUAUGGUAGUUACAGUUUGUGUUACAAUUGUGUGUACAUAUUUUCUACUUAAUGCUGAAGAUUACAGAUGGUAAGUUUAAUAAUAAUAAUAAAAAUAUGAUGGAAUUUUAUUAGUUUUAACUUUAUUUAUUUUUAUUGUAGGCAAUGGACAAGUUUUGCAGCAGCAGCUUCCACUUCAUUUUAUGUUUAUUUGUAUUCGUUUUAUUAUUUUAUGUUUAAAACAAAGUAAGUUAUUUUUAAUUUAAAAAUAUUAUUUAUGAUUUAUGUUUUAACUGAUUUAUGUCUGGUGGCUCUAGUAAAGGGGUGAUAGUUGAAUAACCCUCUUUCCUUUGGCUUGUGUUUAUGUGUAUUUAUAUAUACUUUAAUAAUUACUACACUUCUAUUUGAAACAUGGUAGAUAGAGGCUUUUUAAAAACCACCUUGUCUUAUGUUUUUUUUUUAUUAGGAUAGACAUACACAUUACUCAUUAAAAAUGUAAUAUGAUUUUUUUCUUUUAUUUGAAGUUAAGUAAUUUAACAAUUAUAUAUUUUUUAGAACCUUUUAUAAUAUAAAUUGAAAUCUAAUGUGUUAUAAUUUUAUGAUAUAUUUGUUAUUUUUUAUGUUUCAGAAUGUAUGGACUUUUUCAAACAGCAUUCUAUUUUGGUUACAUGGCAUUAUUUAGCAUUGCUUUAGGAAUUAUGUGUGGUACUGUGGGUUAUAUAGGAGCUCAUGCAUUUGUACGUAAAAUUUACACUACUGUCAAAAUUGAUUGAUUACCAACCAUAUAACCAUGUAAUGAUCACCAUCUGUUUAAUCACAACUGAAACAGUGGUUUUACGUUAUGUAAGUUAAUAAAUCGCAGAACACUCAAAUUUUAUGAUUAUCACUUUUUAAUUAUUUUAUAUUUCCUUGUAAAUGUUUUAUUCUUUAUUGAAUAAAAUAAAUAUGUACGGACUAAUGUGUUUUGUAAAUUUUAAAAUGAUUAUUCCCAAUUUAGUUACCGAUAAAUAUGAAGUUUUAUCUAUAAAUCAAACAUCAAAAUUGUAUCUCACAUUUUCAUAAUGUUUAUUUUAAUAUUAAACACAUUUGUCUCUUUACAGCAGUGGUUUUCAACCUUUUUAAAGUGUAAAACUUGGUUAUAUACUCACAUAUUUUAUGAUUAUACUGUAUGCUUUGCACAAUUGGCAUUUUACUAAUAAAUUAUAGGUAUAUAAAUAUUUAAAAUAAUUAUAUUUUAAAUUAAGUAACAAUGUAUUGUUUAUUGGUCUUGUAUAAUACAAUAAUACACAGUAAAUAAAUUAUAGGAACAAUUAACAACACAUAACAUCAAUAUAACAGUAUAAAGUAUUAACACAAAUUAAUUUGCCUAAUUAAUUUCAAGUUAAUUAAAAAUUAUAUUUGUGAACAAAUGUUUUUACUUUCAAGUUAUAACUAAAAAGUAUUUCAUUUAAUGAUUUUAAUAUUUUACACUCAUCCUAGAAAAUGAUGUUUAUGUUUUGAAUUAUUUUUAAAAUAUAUUACAGUGUAUUUAUUUUUUUAUUAUAUUCUAAUCAGUAAGAAAUUUAAUGGUUUUACUAUUAUGUUUUUUUCUUUUUGAGUGUGUUAAAUUAUCUAAUAAAAUCAAUCAUCAAUUUCAGGGGUGGUUUCUGGCAGAAAAUUUAGUGUAGUUGGUGUACUAGGAAGGUAAUUUUUGAUUUUUCUAGUAGUUUUUUUAAUAAACAAGAAAACUGAGAAAAUUUACAAAAUAACAGUGUCUGUUAAAUCAAGUUAAAAAUAAUUUUAGAGGCUUGAAAUAUUUACUGAAUAUUUAUAUAAGAAUUUUCUGGAUGCAGUGAAAUGUUCAAAAUACUCUGUCUAUUUUUUUAGUUAUUUAUAGCCAUUUGAAAUUCUUUAAUUCUUUUUAUUUGGUUUAUGUGGAUUUAAUUGUUUUUUACUUCACUAAAAUUUCAUCAAUGCAUAGAAUUUUGAAUAUAGGUUUUUAUUUGAAAAACAUAAUUAAUAGUGGUUUCCCCAUUAAAUAUAAACGUCAAAAAAAGAAUGGCAAUAGAGUAUUAAAGAACUGAGUUUAUAUUAAAGAAUAAUUUAUUUCCCCAAAAGAAAAUUAAAAACAGUUAAUACUUUUUUAAAUAAUGUAUAUUUAUGGAAAAUCGAUCUUCCUGUAUGUAUUGAUUAUUUGUAAUUAGUUUGUAAAUUGUAUAAUUUGUUUUUGGAAGUUAUUAUGUUUUAUUGCAAAUAAUUAUUUUUCUAAAAUAUUUAAAUUUAAUAUUCAAAAGAAAUUAUUCUUAUUUAUUUUCAGAAUUUUUAAUAUUGUUUCAUUAAAUUAAAUUUAUGAUGGGGUUUUUAUGGUUGGAACUGCUGUUAGUAAGGAGAAAUUCAGAUUGUGGUAUUGGUUUAUAGUAAAUCAAUUUAAAUAAUAACUUUUUUAUUUUCAGAUAUAAUAAAAUUAUAAUACCUAUAAGGGCUGAUUUUAAGUAUGAUAUAUAAAUAUUGCUGCUAUUAUUGAAUUGAUAUAGAACAACUAAUUUAAUAUGUAUGAAGUUUGUUGCACUUAGCACAUUUUCUGAUUCUUGUUUAAAUUUUUAUUGUACUUAUAGCAUUUUAUUGUACCUAUUUUUGAAUAAUAAUAAAACAAAUAUACAGGGUAAUUCAUUAAGCAUGUUCACUUUAUUUUUAUGGUAAAUUUUGCUUAUAUAAAAAUUUUAAUUUGGGAAUUUUUAAGUGUAGUUAAAGCCGAUAUUUUCGAAUACUUAGAUUUUUGGUGUUAACAUUUUUGAUUUCCACCAACCUGUUGAUGAGAUUCCUUUCUAAAGUUUAGGUAGGGGGAGAGUAGUAGAAUAUUAUUUGUAUGGCGGCACAGUACGUAUAAUUUUAUUUGUGCUCCAUUACUCUCACCCUACUUAAACUUAAAAGUUGAAUUAUAAUACCAAAAUUUAUUUAAAUCAAUACUUUAUCUAUUUAUGGAAUUUUUAAUAUAGAUUUUCAGUGGAAUACUAAAGUUGGUAUCACCACAGGGUACUCUUUAAAUGUUGUAAGUAUUCAAAAAUAAUAGUUAUGAAUAAACGUAAAAAAAUCGGAAUUUGAAUAUAUGCAAAAUUUAACCAUAAAAAUUGGGUGGCAUGUUAAUAAACAAUUCUGUAUAUUUGUGAGGUAUAGCUAUUAAAUAACAAGGUUUUCAUUUAAAAAUCUUUUUUUUUUUCGUUUAUUUAUUUUGUAAAUUGGUUAAACUGUGUUUGAAAUCAUUUUCUUGUAAUGCCUUUAAUACUUUUGUUGAUUUUGAAUUUAUGUCUUUAACUGACUUAUUGUGCUCUUUUCAAUGUGCUUUUAAUUUUGUUAAGAGCCAUUAGUCACAUGGUGUGAGAUCUAGAAAAUUAAGAUCCUUUAAAAGUUUAAAUGAUAUUAAUAAGUAAACUAAAGAACCAAAACUAACUAAACUGGUAUUUACUGUAUUUUUGAUGCAGUGAUAAUAUGAUAUUUAUUAUUUAUAAAUAUACCAAACAUUAUGCCCUUAUCACUAAUUUGAUGAUCUCAGUUAUUUCAUAGCUAUACCUUGUAUUAUGAAUUAUCUUAAUUUGUGCCUUUUACAUAAAUCAAUUAUGUAAUUGGACAAAUUUCAUGUGCUAGUGAAUUUGUUUUAUUAAUAAUUUCAUACAAUUUUUGAUUGAUUUGAUUGUGUUUACAUGAUGCUGGUGAAUCAUUAACUUACGAAACAGUUUGUGGUAUGUUUAUUAUAGUAAUUUUUUUUAUAAUAUACAGAUUAUUAAUAAUAAUUAUUGUUCAUAGAUAAUAAAUGAAUAGGUAGGUUAUUGGAGCUUAUAGCAAGUGGAAAUAUAAUAAAAUCAAAUUAAUAGCCCCCCCAAGAGGGAGCUGUAAUUUCUAAAUUUCUAUAGAGUUGUGAAUGUGACUAUUCUGGUCCAUCUAUCCAGUACAUAUUUUAAAAUUUCAGUUUUUAAUAUUUGAAUAUUAAAUACACCUUGCCAUAUUUCAUUGUAAAAUUAUUUUAUCUUUGGACCUUUAGCCACCUCUAUUAAUAUUUUUUCAUUAGCUCAUGUCAGAAUUUUAAUCGAAAAUAAACACCGAUUUGUUAUGCAAAAAUAUGUAACCGAAAAAAAAAAAUCACAAUAAAACCCUAUGUAGUGUUGAUAUAGCCAUAACUAAUCUGUAUAUUUAUUGUUUAUGUUAUUAGUAAAUAUGUCUAUAAUAAUAAAUGUAUGUAUAAAUAUAUAUAAUAGUUAAUUAAAUUACAGGAUUGAGUUAGUGGAAUAAAUUGUAGCCUAGAGAAAGGUCACAUAACUAGUGUUUAUUCCAUCACUAAUCAUGCAUAAAUUAGUGUAUGAAAUAGAUUAAUUGUAUUUAUUUAUUUUUGUUCAAAUUUUAAUCAAAUACUAUUUAUAAGGAGUGAACAAUUAUAAUAAUAUAGAUAACAGACUGUUAAACAAACAGUUAUUAAGAUGUUACUCUAGUCGGUUAAAAUUUAAAUUUAGCACUCGACGCUAGAAAGAAUAAAGUUGAAUAUAUCUUUAUGUUUUUAUUAUUAUUAUUUUAAUUCAAUAGUUAUAGGUGUUCAUAUUGUUUAUAACUUUUUAAUCCUUGUAAUAAUACGUUGU
Molecule: messenger RNA, 7106 nt
Organism: Cinara cedri
Lineage: Eukaryota; Metazoa; Arthropoda; Insecta; Hemiptera; Aphididae
Source: the annotation of a GenBank genome assembly